This is a messenger RNA of Symbiodinium pilosum, 781 nucleotides long. The record is from the annotation of a GenBank genome assembly. Lineage: Eukaryota; Dinophyceae; Suessiales; Symbiodiniaceae.
AUGCAAAAACCCAGCAACAGAACUAAAGAGGAGUACACGGACUACCAGAAGUACAUGGCCAACCAUGCGCAGUACGAGGACUGCCCUACAGGGCGCAGUCAGCAGGCUCCAGCAGCGCCGGACUACAGCCAUUACCUGAACGUGCCAAAGUUCACCAGCGGCGGCAAGGAUGUCCCACAGGACUACCAGCACUUCGCAGAGUUUCAGAACUACCUGAAGAGCCAGAGCCAGGGCAGUCAGAGCCCCGUCUCCUUCGCUGCAAAGGAGGCAGAUGCGUCCGAAGACUCCUCCAAGUCAGCAAAGGAGGCUUCUUCGGAGGAGGAGUCUAAGAAAGCAACACCCAGCUCCCAGUUCAUGAACUACCAGAAGUACAUGGGCGGAGAUGGGCCAGAGAGCUUCAUGGACUACUCCAAAUACACAGGUGGGGCAGGCGGGGCUGGAGACUAUGAGAAGUACAUGAACUUCAACAAGGACAUGGACUGGCAGCAGUACAUGAACUACCAGCACUUUAUCUCAGGAAAUGGCCAAGGGUCUGGUGCAGAUUUCCAGAAGUACACACCUACAGGCAGCUCCGACAAGACCGAGGGUGGUGCCGUCAGCUUUGCUGCUGCCGCGUCAGACGGCAGCUCUCAAUCUGGCUCUGACUCGCAGGGAGCCGGACAGGGCAACUACCAGCACUACAUUCCGGACUACCAGAAGUAUAUUCCAGGUGGCUCCGGUGGCUCCAGUGGUUCUGGCGACUUUCAGCAGUACAUGGACUUCUCCAAGUACAUGGGUGGAG